AUGUCUAUCUUGAAUGAUGAUAUAAAAUUGAAUAUCCUUUCUCAGGAUCUUUUAGUUUACAUAUCUCAUCUAGAAGAAUCUUUUAACGAAAUUGAUGAAUCGGACGAGAAAACUAUUAUUCAAGAAUGGUUACUUUUGAUCCUUGAAAAUUCUAAUGAAGACAUAGAGGAUGCUCGUAUCCGUAACAUGGCACUGAGUCAAAUGUUAAUGGACAUCGAAAAUAAUAAACUGAGAUCUCCAUUCAAUGAAAAGCCAUCACUUCAUGCAUACAUGAAGUUAGUUGAUUGGUUAAAAUCAAUGUUGAAUCAAAAUGCGUCAUUAGAAAAGGAAGACAACACUAAUUAUAAUGUGGAUAAGGAGCCUGAGAAUCGCGAUUUGGAUCUUGAUGAAUUUGAACAUUUAAUGUCUGCUGAUAAUCGUACCUACGUAGCAAUUCGAACUUUACCAAACAAUAGUGGUGUUUUCGGUUAUGUAGCUAUUUCGAUGGGUGAUGGAGAUGAUACUCAAUGGUUGAAUUGUAAAGGCCAUCCAAUACAAACACCAAUUCCAUCACAUUUGCAUGUGGAGCAUCUUAAAGGACAUUUUCAAAUUUUAGAGCCCAAACAUCCUGACGUUAAAAAAGUAUGGAUGAUUUUGAAAAACAGGAGACCAUUAUGUACAAGAAAUGAUUCUUAUGGUUUUUAUAAAACAUUAUAUGAAAAUGUCCAACAAGAAAUGUUGGCUGAAAGAAAUAACACAAAAUGUACUCAUCCGUUCAUUAAUAAGUUACUUAAAUUUCUUGAGAUUGACUUGAAGGCUAUUGGAGUGAGUGAUCUUAAAAUGUUUUGUAGAAUCAAGAUGCUUUCAAUAUUAAAGAAGCAAAUCAAAUCAGUAUUGAUUGAAAUUGAGAAAAGGUUUGAGACUUUAGAAACCGCAAUAAAUGUUUCAACGAUUUCUCCUAUGGUUCCAUUGCCACUGAAAUGCUGUUAUAGCUUUGUGUCUUCCACUCUAUGGAAUGAUUUGCAUCAACAACGGCCUAGUACUAAAUAUAUGGAUAUCUUGUCACAUGAAUAUCCUCAAUAUUUAUUUCCAAAAUAUUUUGAAGUAUUGAUAGAAGAAAAAAAAGAGAUAUUGACCAGUAUUUCCAGUAAAUACUGUAAUAUAUUGGACGAGAUGUUUGCCGAUUUGGAAAACUCAAUUAUUUCAAACAUAAAGAAGUAUAGGGACGCUAAAUGGGAAUGGCAUCUAGCUCACGAGAUUAUUUAUGCAUAUAAUAAAGAAAAGAGUUUUAAAGAUAGUUUGUGUGCAGUAGAAAAUUCUGCUGAUGAAACUGCAGAUUCAUUUUUAUCAGUAAUUUUAAACGAAAUAGAAAUGACUCAAAAUAAACUAAAAUCGUUAACAAUAAAGAAUGAUAAAUUAAAGGAACAAUUACCGGAUUUAAGAAAUGAAGUCGCAGAAAGAAAAAAUAUAUAUAAAACAACAGUAGAUCAAUUUGAAGAUGAUAUGGAUAAAUUAAAAAAAGAAAUCAAUAAUGAAAAACGAGAUAUAUUAAAAAGGGAAAAUACGAUAAUUGAGCUUCAAAGAAAAGCAAACGAACUUGAAUAA
Sipha flava (yellow sugarcane aphid) is the source of this 1584-nucleotide messenger RNA. RefSeq lists its product as uncharacterized. NCBI's taxonomy places the organism in Eukaryota, Metazoa, Arthropoda, Insecta, Hemiptera, Aphididae. The coding region runs from base 1 to 1584 and encodes 527 amino acids. The transcript is spliced from 7 exons. The record is from RefSeq and is a predicted model, not a curated record.